Messenger RNA from Lentinula edodes (shiitake mushroom), 1521 nucleotides. RefSeq names its product PQ loop repeat-domain-containing protein. The record is from RefSeq and is a predicted model, not a curated record. The transcript has 7 exons. NCBI's taxonomy places the organism in Eukaryota, Fungi, Basidiomycota, Agaricomycetes, Agaricales, Omphalotaceae. The coding region runs from base 1 to 1521 and encodes 506 amino acids.
AUGGCCUCCCUCUCAGAUUUCAGUGUCUUUCUCGGUUAUACCUCUAUCCUGUGUUGGCUCGGUGCCCAAUUUCCCCAGGUCCUGGAGAAUAUCCGUAGACGCUCGUGUGAGGGACUUGCUUUGCCUUUUCUUGCCAAUUGGCUACUCGGCGAUAUUUCGAAUUUGAUUGGUUGUAUCCUCACUAAGCAACUACCAUUCCAAACAUGGCUCGCAGCGUACUUUGUUUCAGUAGACUUGGCGCUUGUAGGUCAAUAUGUCUAUUAUCAACGUGUAAACCCUCCUCCUAGUCGAGCAAGAUCUCGGAUUCGUCCCAUGUCGGUUGGUGACCGACCUUCGCCGCGUUAUCGUAGGCUAUCCGCUGUUGCAUCCAAUGUAGCUGCAGCUGCAGCUUUAGCAGCCCAGCAUGAGGAACACAGCGCACCUCGUCGAGCACAUAGAUGGCCUCAAUCAAGCCGGGACACCUUUUUCGAAUCAUCGGGAAGUCGAAUUUCGAGGGACGAUGGAGAUGGAGAUGACGUAGACGAAGGCGCUCUAUCUGCAUUAGCGGACAGUUUCCACUCGGAGCGAGGUCAAACCCUGGGUAACAACCAAGUACCGUGGAAUACGGAACGGCAGAGGAGGGGAACCAGUGUCGGAAGAUAUCCUGCCUUGACCCGAUCAGCUUAUCUUCCUCCAUUGCACACUUCGACUUUCGAUAAUGCAGUAGACUCCGCCGCUCGCGGAAGGACAUUACAGCGAGAACCUGGACAAGACCAUUUGGGACAAGUGCUACCGUCCACAUCAGUGGGACGAAGCUCGCGAGUGAGCAAGCAGACUGCUGGCAUGGUCUUUCUUGGAGUCUUUGCUAUGUUCGGACUGGGAUCUUUCACAACCUCACGGCACAUAGCAUCGCCUAUCAACGCGUCCAGAACCGGACAAGUUGUAUCACUUCGAGCUAGGAAUUCAUUGGAUAGAAUGUCUCCGACAGAUAACCUUGCGCCGUCGUCUUUGAUUAAUGAAUACGCGUCUAUCGAUAUUCAUACCAUAAUCAGUAUACCCCAGACUACCAACGUACCUUCCUUUGAACCCAAGAUCAUAGAGGACUCUAAUGAACGUAUAAUCGGACGUAUAUUUGCAUGGGUGUGCACUACACUUUAUCUGACAUCUCGAUUACCCCAAAUUUGGAAGAAUUAUGUUAGGAAAUCGGUAGAAGGCUUGUCCAUGUACCUCUUUAUCUUUGCGUUCCUGGGAAAUACCUUCUACGUCGCUUCUAUCCUUACUUCCUCAGAAGUAUAUCAGCCAGCACCACGUUCUACGGAUUUCAUUAAAGAAAGUAUUCCAUAUUUACUAGGAAGCGGCGGAACCCUAGUAUUCGACCUCACGAUCGUUACUCAGUCUUUUAUCUAUCGUCCAAAACCUCGCCGCCAUCGUUCCCGAAGCAGGACGACAGCAGAGGAGGAGAGUGGAUUACUUGCUGGAGACAUAUUAGCACAUUCUCCACAAGAGGAAACCAAUGCUCAUUCGAGGACACGGACCGCCUAG